This is a messenger RNA of Aspergillus nomiae NRRL 13137, 1311 nucleotides long. RefSeq names its product zinc finger CCCH domain-containing protein. The coding region runs from base 1 to 1311 and encodes 436 amino acids. The transcript is spliced from 5 exons. Gene Ontology annotation, molecular function: metal ion binding. NCBI's taxonomy places the organism in Eukaryota, Fungi, Ascomycota, Eurotiomycetes, Eurotiales, Aspergillaceae. The record is from RefSeq and is a predicted model, not a curated record.
AUGCUUGGCGACGCCGAGAUCCAGGCCCUCGAUGAUCAUCUAGGUCAUGAGCGUAAUCCAUUCGUGCUGGUAUUGGUGGAUGGUGAUGGCUACCUUUUCAAGGAACACCUGAUGAGGGAAGGGACAGAAGGAGGGACGAAAGCAGCUCAACUUCUGAAUGAUUCUAUCAAAGAGCUUCUUAGUGACCAACUUGGAAGCCAAGCAGAUCAAUGCCGAAUUAUGGUUCGCAUUUACAGCAACAUUCUAGGACUUUCGAAAGCCUUGGCCCGCGCCGGUCUAGUUGGCAAUGAGGCGCGGUCCCUCUCACCGUUUGCAUCCAGCUUUACUCGUUCUCAGGAUUUGUUCGAUUAUGUUGACGCCGGCGACAAGAAGGAAGGUGCCGACUAUAAGAUCAGAGAAAUGUUUCGCUUGUUUGCGGACAAUAACCAAUGCAAGCACAUUUUCUUCGCUGGCUGUCACGAUGCUGGCUAUCUAUCCUUACUGACCCCUUACCGUGGCAAGGCUGAUCGUAUCACCCUAAUCAAAGCCGCCUCCUUCCACCCUGAGUAUGACAAGCUGGACCUACCAGUGAAGGAGAUCUCUGCCGUAUUCACAUCUACCUCCACGUCGCCGCCUGUGGGUGGAAACAAUGUGAUUCCUGCUACUAGACCAAUUUGCAGGCAUUUCCAAAAGGGUAUCUGCCGAUUUGGCAAGGACUGCACAAAGCUCCACAUAAUGCCCAACCAACAGUUCCCGAAAUCACUAUAUGAUACUCCGACUCAACCGGUGAGUUUUACCAUCAAACCCCGGGAACAAGGGUACUAUGCCCGGUUUCUUCCCAGGGUGAACUCAAAAUCCCAGGAAUUUAUCGCAAUCAACAAGGAUGGGGAGCGGAUUGACACCUACUGUCCCAUGCCAUCUCAAGAAGAAUGGGAGGUGUAUUACCAACGUGCCAAACGGCACAAACUCUGCAACAAACACCACCUUGGAGGGGAAUGUGGGAACCUGAGUUGCGAGUUUGACCACAGUCCAAUUGAACCGGCGUGUCUCACUGUCUUGAUGUAUAUCAUGCGACAGCACAUCUGCCUAAGGGGCGCCAGCUGUCGUUCGAUUAAAUGCUACCUUGGUCACCUUUGUCAGAAGGAUACCUGCAAAGGUGCUAAACCUUGCAAAUUUAAUCGGCAGGGUCAUACACUUAGCCUACAAGUUGCGCAGUGGGUUAUGCCGAUCGAACAUGAAGAGGAAUCACCAAGUAGUGAAGGGUUCUCAGAGACGAAUUCGAUGAUGGACCCGAACAACACCUUCGCCUUUCUUAUGAGAGACGUAAUCUAA